Molecule: messenger RNA, 2266 nt
Organism: Sinocyclocheilus grahami
Lineage: Eukaryota; Metazoa; Chordata; Actinopteri; Cypriniformes; Cyprinidae
Product: gastrula zinc finger protein XlCGF57.1-like
Exons: 2
Coding region: 25-1293 (422 amino acids)
Biological process (GO): regulation of transcription by RNA polymerase II
Cellular component (GO): nucleus
Molecular function (GO): DNA-binding transcription factor activity, RNA polymerase II-specific
Source: RefSeq, a predicted model, not a curated record
GAUACUGAGGAACAAACAGACCUAAUGGCACUGAAAGAGAAGAGGGAAGUACUGAAUGAAACUGAAGAGAAAGAUCAGUAUGAGAAGCUUCAUUAUUUCAUAACCGGAGAAAUGUCUUUUUGUUCCUUACAGUCUGAAAAGACUUGCACACGAAAAAGAGCUCAAAAGACAGGAACUAAGAGUUAUUUCACUUGCUUUCAGUGUGGAAAGAGUUUCAGUCAACAAGGAAACCUAAACAGGCACAAGAGAAUUCACAAUAGAGAGAAGCCUAACAGAUCCCCUCAGUGUGGAAAGAGUUCCAAUCAAAAUGGAAACCUUGAUGUCCACAGGAGAAUUCACAUUAUAGAGAGCCUUUUUACCUGCCAACAGUGUGGAAAGAGUUUCACUCGUAAAGAAAGACUUAACAGGCACAUGAGAGUUCACACUGGAGAGAAGCCUUUCACCUGCAAACAGUGUGGAAAAAGUUUCAAUCAACAAGGAAACCUUGACAGGCACAUGGAAAUUCACAAUCGAGAGAAGCCUAACAGAUCCCCUCAGUGUGGAAAGAGCUCCAAUCAUAAUGGAAACCUUGACGUCCACCGGCGAAUUCACACUAUGGAGAGCCUUAUCCCCUGCCAACAGUGUGGAAGCAGUUUUACUAAUAAAGGAAGCCUUACCAAGCACAUGAGAGUUCACAGUGGAGAGAAGCCUUACAGAUCCCCUCAGUGUGGAAAGAGCUCCAAUCAAAAUCAAAACCUUGAUGUCCACAGGCGAAUUCACACUAUGGAGAGCCUUUUUCCCUGCCAACAGUGUGGAAAGAGUUUCACUCAUAAAGGAAGCCUUAACAAGCACAUGAGAGUUCACAGUAGAGAGAAGCCUUACACAUGCCCUCAGUGUGGACAGAGUUUCAGACAACCUGGAAACCUUAAAGUCCACAUGAGAGUUCACACUGGAGAGAAGCCUUUCACCUGCCAAUGUUGUGGGAAAAGUUUCAGUAGACAUAAAACUCUUGAAGUCCACAUGAGACUUCAUACUGGAGAGAAGCCUUUCACCUGCACACAGUGUGGAAAGAAUUUCAGUCAACGUGUACAUCUUGAAGCUCACAUGAGAAUUCACAGUGGAGAGAAGCCUUUCACCUGCAAACAGUGUGGAAAGACUUUCAGUCAACCUGGAAACCUUAAUUACCAUAUGAGAGUUCACACUGGAGAGAAGCCCUUCACCUGCCAUUGGUGUGGAAAGAGUUUCAGUCAACAAGGAAACCUUAAUUACCACAUGAGAGUUCACACUGAAAAGAAACCUACUGGAAAGAAAUAAAACCUUUACGUCCUCAGGCGAAUUCACACUAUGGAGAGAUUUUUUUUUUUUUUUACCUGCCAACAGUGUGGAAAGGGUCUCACUCAUAUAAAGGAAGUCUUAACAAGAACAUGAGAACUCACACUGGAGAGAAGCCUUAGAUGUGUCCUCAGUGUGGAAAGAGUUUCAGUCAAAAAUAAUACCUUGAAGUCCAUAUGAAAAUUCACACUGGAGAGAAGUUGCAACCAAAAGUACCACAUGAAGAUUUACUCAUGAGGGACCUGUUUAAAUGUCAUCAGUGUGGAAUGAGAUGUACAGACAAGAAAAGCCUAGGAAUCAUGCAGGGACAUCGGAGAGAAGCCUAUCAUGUGCCAUCACUGUGGAAAGACUUUCAGAAACAAAGCAAAUCUUGAGUUUCACAUAAACUAGAUGAUGCAUACCAUCUUCCGUAGAGCUGCUUUACAGCUGAAUCGCAUCUUGAAACUUUGACAUUGGCACCUAACUGAAUUCAGUCAACACUGAACUGAUUCUAAUUGAAUAACUACAUUCGUUAUCUUUUGUAGAACUAUUUACAGCUGAAUUCAGUUCAAACUGAUGAACAGUUAUUGAUCUGAUCUGACUUAAGCUGAAUAAUGACAAUCUUGUCUUUUAGACCUGCUUUACAGCAGAAUUUGAUUUUCCUCCUGUAGCGUUGGGCUAAUCAAACACAAUAAUUUGUUAUAUUUAACAAAUAAUCCCUAACACCCCUCACCCAACCAACAAGCCAACUAUGAGGGUUUAUGGACCCUUCCUACGAAAUGUAAUUAACACCUCAAAAAGGCAGAACAGGCCUCUGGUUCCAUGGCAACCAAUGACAAAUCAUCUGAUAACACUGGUUUUAUUGCUCAAAGGAAUGUGGGCAGAGCAACUCUCACUACAUUUCCCCAUAGGAAAGGCUCAUAAUUCCCAUACAGAAUGACUCUUCUUUAACCCUCUGUCUGUCUAAUAUUUUCUU